Messenger RNA from Cladocopium goreaui, 735 nucleotides. Lineage: Eukaryota; Dinophyceae; Suessiales; Symbiodiniaceae. The record is from the annotation of a GenBank genome assembly.
GAGGCAUGUCAGGUGCAAUUGCCAGCAGUUCCAGCUGCAGAGGGACACUUGCUGGGACCGGCGAUUCGCCUACCAGGUGGUGAUGCGGAUUGGCAACCACCGUCUUCUGAGCCAGAUGUGGUCUAUACGAGCACACACGUGUUAUCACAACAGGCCGAGAAGGAGAAAGAGGAAGGAAAUCAACAGGACAUCCUGGAGCAUUGCCGGGACACCGCGAAGCUGGUGAAGCAACUGGCCUCGGUGCUCAAGGGCUUGGAAGCCGACGUGGAGAGUCUGCGGCGUGAGAACCACAGCCUUCGGAAGACGGUUUUGGCAGCGGUUCCGCAGCGCUUUCCUGAGGAGCUUCGAAGGCCAGAGACGGAAGAAGAGGAUGAGGUUUGGCAUCCGGACAUGGAGGGUUCCUCAGUGGCAGUUUCAUCCUCCCUGGCUCCGGCGAACCCACUUCAGACGAGGUCGACUCCUCCUCCCUCUGCACGCCUGGCGACGCCCCCGGUGUCACAGCCCACACCGCAGGAGCGAACGCUUCCUGCUACUCAGCUCACGCAAGGUCGCGGCACCCCCGAGCCGGCGCAGUCCCCGCAGCCCUUGCAGCCCUCGCAGCCAUCGCAGCCCUCGCAGCCAUCGCAGCCCUCGCAGCCCUCGCAGCCCGCGGAAGUCCCAGUCCCUGCAGUGACCGCGGCGGUGCAAGCGACCGCAACGGUGGCAGCGGCCAAGGCAAGCUGCCGGGGACUUUGA